Messenger RNA from Aspergillus pseudonomiae, 2461 nucleotides. RefSeq lists its product as uncharacterized. Gene Ontology annotation, cellular component: nucleus. Bases 348 to 2426 code for a protein of 692 amino acids. The record is from RefSeq and is a predicted model, not a curated record. NCBI's taxonomy places the organism in Eukaryota, Fungi, Ascomycota, Eurotiomycetes, Eurotiales, Aspergillaceae. Gene Ontology annotation, molecular function: transcription cis-regulatory region binding; DNA-binding transcription factor activity, RNA polymerase II-specific; zinc ion binding. The transcript has 7 exons. Gene Ontology annotation, biological process: positive regulation of transcription by RNA polymerase II.
AGCUUGUCUUGCAAUGAAAAUCUGUGCUAGGACUGUUGUUUCCUCCUCCUCCUCCUCCUCCUUCUUCUUCUUCUUCUUCUUCUCUUCAACCCAUCUCUGACCAAAGGUCAAAAAUGUAGGUACCAUACAUAGUCUGGUCUUGGUCUACCUGGCAUUCUAGCUUCAUCAUUAUAUCAUUCUACCGCUACCAUCUCUUCGUGCUAUCCUUGGCCUAGGCUUUGCAUAGAUUAAACGCGGGUUUACCAAAGGUAUCCGUCAUAGAGUUUGACGCAUAAGUCUCAGAUGGCCCCCCUGUUUUUGUACGAGUUGGGAGCUGACUCUCACUGAUAGAAAAUCAGAUUUUCACGAUGACCGUCAUAAGUUUCGUGCGGUCGAAAAAACGGGGCAAGACAUCGAGGAAACGCUCUUUGUGGCUACCCAUCAUCGCUCCCAAGGGUACAACAGCGAGCUCCAGUGUCAAUCCUGCUGUACCUGUGAAGACUUCAAUUCCUCGCUCUCAUGGUCGGUUUCCACCGAGAUCUCGGACAGGUUGCUGGUACGUUCUAAAAUGUGACGAGAAACAUCCUCGAUGUAAUCAAUGUACCAGAUUGGGUCAUGAUUGUGACUACCAGCCACGCUUGUCCUUUAGAGACGAUACCCGUCGGGUAAUCGAACGGAUGUCAGACGUGGAGACAGUUGGCAAUCUUGUUUGGGACCCUCAUAUGUGUAGAAAUGUCAGGCCUCCCUCUGCAGACUACGGAUUACCAGAUCUGCUGCCUUCCUUCGCGACACUCACAUCUGACGAGGAACGGGAGAGGAAAGCUCAGUUGUCCAUUCCCGGCACUUAUACCGUUAUCAUCAUGCCGGAGAGCUUUUCUUAUCUUCCUGGACAUGUCAAUGAACGAUCUGGGGAGCAAUGCAGGAGCGCAACAUCAAGUUCCUUGGUAGAUAGUGGGCAAAGUAGCCAGCGGAAUGACAAUCCAGAAGUGAAUGAUCCAAAUGUCGUCAUACUCAAGACAUUGCCUGACGCUAGGAGAUACUUCUGUCCAGAUCGCAGAGGUUCCACUCCAACGCUGGAGUCUGGUCCUCGAGGCUUCUCAUAUUCACCUACAGCCUCAGUAUAUUCAGCUGAUUCGAGCACUCCAGAUAAGUUUUAUACGCAGGGGCAAACAAAAUUGAUGGAUUAUGAGGCGAUACUACUAUCACAUUUUCGCAAUGUGGUAUGGCCCAAACUUGUCCCCCAGGGGACCUGGUUAGAUGGUUCAGACGGCCAUGGACUGGGUGUCGAGGUUUUGGAACAAGAAGCUGCUAUCUGCCCACCUCUUUUUCAAGCGGUGAUGGCAGUAUCUAAGCUCUGCCUAGAUCGCCAAGGGAACAGUAUAGAUAUGAGCGACUUGAAUCCCCACCAGCGAGAUUUCCCACUUCCACAGAAUACCCUCCAUCACAGCGACAAUAUUCUAUCUGACGGACUUUUUCUCACGCAAUUUCUACUGCUCGUACACGAGGCCAUGGCUGCCAAGUCAGAUGGGCCGAGCCUCUGGUCUUAUCACAUAUCCCAAAUGCUCGAGAUUACUUUCAUGAGGCAAUCGGCCUUUGGAGUGGAGCGAUUUCCGUUCGUCAUCUGGUGGGUCUGCAACAUUGAUUUUAUUGCCCUUCUCAGCGGUGCAGGUGCAGGAGACUAUGUCAAAACGGUUUUAGAAAGCGACCUGCUCCCCUGGCCCGAGUCUCUUCUUUCCUCUAUCGGCUCUAGUGGAUCCGAUGACAUCGAUUCGCAUGAGCCUGAAAAUCUAACAUUACUGUUGCAGCUGUACAAAGACAUGUUCGGGCUAGCUGUCCAGUUAGGGUUAGUUAUUGCGGACAUGAAAAAGCUGGGUGUAUCUUAUUCAUACCCCCCUAUCAAUCUACAGCAGCGGGGUAUCGACCUACACGAAGAUUUGAGGCGACUUUGGGACGCUUCAGAUAUUCGCUGCUGGGCCGAGAAUCAAACAAGGCUACCAAAACAACAACAAAGGAUUUUGGAGCAGAUCAAUUUACUCUUCCAUACUUCAAUUCUCUUUUACUACACUAGCAUAUUUCCUGAGCAGUGCAUUGACAUGGGCGAAAGACCCAAGCAGAAUGUGCAUCACCAUACGACAAUGAUCUUACAACAUGCAGAGGCGAUGAUCGUGGAUAUCCAAGGUAGCCCUCUGCACUUCAUCAUCUUCCCUUUGUUCCUGGCGGGAGUUGCGGCGGAAACAAUCGAUCUCAAAGUCAAGGCAUGGGAGCUGCUCUCAAAUCUAGAGAGAAAUGAGAUAGGAUAUAAUGCGUCUACGACGUGCUAUAUGCUCCAACUCGUGUAUGAAUACCAGAUGCAGCAGCGAUCUUAUAAUGGUGACAGACCGUUCCCAUGGACUGGCUGGAUUGAACUCUUGGCUGAACGUGGCUUUGGGUUCGUCAGUUACGGAUGAGAAGGGGGACUGGGGCUGGCUUUUUUUUUUUUUCC